Molecule: messenger RNA, 521 nt
Organism: Staurois parvus
Lineage: Eukaryota; Metazoa; Chordata; Amphibia; Anura; Ranidae
Source: the annotation of a GenBank genome assembly
AUGGGCCCCUGUACCGCCUCCUCAUGCUGCUGCCAGGCCCGUAAUCUGCCAUGGGCCCCUGUACCGCCUCCUCAUGCUGCUGCCAGGCCCGUAAUCUGUCAUGGGCCCCUGUACCGCCUCCUCAUGCUGCUGCCAGGUCCAGAGUGUGUCAUGGGUCCCUGUACGGCCUCCCAUUGCUGCUGUCUCCAUCGCCACACUCUGCCAUGUGCCACUUUCAGGUCUCCUCACACUGCUGCUGGGUUCCAUUUUGUCAUAGGGUGCUGGCAGAUUUACGGGCCUCCCAUUGCUGCUGCCAGGCCCGUAAUCUGUCAUGGGCCCCCCCCUCCUACAUGCUGCUGGCCAGGCCCGUAAUGUGUCAUGGGCCCCUGUACGCCUCCUCAUGCUGCUGCCAGGUCCAGAGUGUGUCAUGGGUCCCUGUACGGCUCCAUUGCUGCUGUCUCCAUCGCCACACUCUGCCAUGUGCCACUUUCAGGUCUCCUCACACUGCUGGUGGGUUCCAUUUUGUCAUAGGGUGCUGGCCU